Molecule: messenger RNA, 744 nt
Organism: Parnassius apollo (apollo)
Lineage: Eukaryota; Metazoa; Arthropoda; Insecta; Lepidoptera; Papilionidae
Source: the annotation of a GenBank genome assembly
AUGUGUGCCAAAGCAUUCAUUCUUUUCUUCGCUCAAGCGCUCAUGGUUCAGACCAUAACUGCCUACUGCUUGGGCAACGGACUGGCCUACGAAGGUUCCUUGAUUGAUGGUGCUCCCUGCGGCUGCCAAUGGGGAGGCUUAGGCUUGGCUGGUUACGGUGCCGGUUGCGGUCUAGCUGCAGUUCCAACUGCUAGCGGCGGUGGUUUCCCUGUCGCCAGCGCGUCUCCCAUCCCGCCUGUUGGAGUAUCUGUUCUCUCAGAGAACGAGAUCGGAGGAAUCCUGUCUGCCUUUGGUGAACUUCCUUUCCUAGGCACCGUUGGUCUGGAGGGUGUGCUUCCAACUGCUGGCGCUGGUGCCGUCUCUUACAGUUGCGGAAACGGUGCCGUAGGUAUAAUAAGCGAAGACAUUUCCGCGUCCACUUUGGGCUACCCGGUCAACGCUGGAUUGGGUUACGGCCCUGGUUUUGCUAACGGAUUCGGUUACGGUCCCGCUUUCGCUGGACGCGCCAUCGGAGGUUGCGGAUGCGGAGAUCUUCAAGCGAAUGCGACAGCAAAUUUGGAUUGUAUCUAUUUAGAGGUGAGCCAGUUAGCCAAUUCAUUGGAAAUGAGACACCGAAAGAAAUACCUCAUCCUUAGCGGAGUAUCUGAAAAGGCUGAUGAGAAUAAAGCUGGUAUUGUUACCACAAAUAAAAACAACCUUGUUCCAUUCUUUUAUGUUGACACAAUGAAUCAAAAUACUUUUUAG